Messenger RNA from Morone saxatilis (striped sea-bass), 3328 nucleotides. Its product is annotated as rho-related GTP-binding protein RhoB. Gene Ontology annotation, molecular function: GTP binding; GTPase activity. The transcript has a single exon. NCBI's taxonomy places the organism in Eukaryota, Metazoa, Chordata, Actinopteri, Moronidae. The record is from RefSeq and is a predicted model, not a curated record. Gene Ontology annotation, biological process: small GTPase-mediated signal transduction. The coding region runs from base 175 to 765 and encodes 196 amino acids.
GUGGUUGCUGGUAAAUGUUCUUGAGUUUGGAGACGGGAGCGGCUUUACGGGACAGCGUCUGUCCAGCCCCCAUCUAGAGAGUCUAUAUAUAUUAAUACAAAUAUAAGAGAGCAUGUGUGUGUUUGGAUGAGACAUUUAAGCGAGAGCUAGCGGAGGGGACACUACAGGACCGGAAUGGCAGACAUACGCAAGAAACUUGUCGUGGUGGGGGACGGCGCGUGUGGGAAGACAUGUCUACUGAUCCUAUUCAGCAAGGACGAGUUCCCCGAGGUGUAUGUUCCGACUGUGUUUGAGACAUAUGUGGCGGACAUAGAAGUGGACAACAAGCAAGUCCAGUUGGCUUUGUGGGACACGGCCGGGCAGGAGGACUACGACCGGCUGCGCCCCCUCUCCUACCCGGACACAGAUGUCAUUCUGAUGUGCUUCUCCGUGGACAGCCCGGACUCGCUGGAAAACAUCCCCGAGAAGUGGGUCCCCGAGGUCAAACACUUCUGCCCCAACGUGCCCAUCAUAUUAGUGGCCAACAAGAAGGAUAUGCGCAACGACGAGAACGUGAAGAACGAGCUGUCCCGGCUGAAGCUGGAGCCAGUGAAAACAGAGGAUGGCCGCGCCAUGGCCAUGCGCAUUGGCGCAUAUGACUAUUUGGAGUGCUCGGCCAAAACCAAGGAGGGGAUCUGGGAGGUGUUCGAGACUGCGACACGAGCAGCCUUGCAAAAACGAAAAACCCCAUCGGGGAAGUGUCUCAAGUGCUGUGUUUUGAUGUGAAUAUCCACGGUGACUGUGGAGAAACCGCGACGCGCAGACGAGACGUUGGAGGCGGGUGGUGAUGCUGGGAUCUGGGUCUGGACAUGUAUGGGGGGGCAGUGACCGCGGCUCGGAUAUUCCCUUUGUAACCAGGUGACCUUGGUGGAAACCAAACAAAGUGACUGCAACGGCAAAAAAAAAAAAAACAGCAAAAAAUCACCACCGUUGUUUUGACUCGCACACUCGAUGGUAAUCUGCUGUCUGCUGUGUGAAACGCACUGGUCACAGCAUGUUCUUUGUGUGGGUCACAUGCUCCCAGUCUGACAGGUGGAGGGGGUAAAGGGACAAAACCACUACAUUGCAGUGGGCGUCUUGUUUACCCCUCCUUCUAACGUGGACAUGAGUUUCUUGUUUCCAAAGGCCUGCUUUCAAGCCAGGAUUUCAGUUGCUCACUUAUUUUUUUUGUUGGUGGUGUUUUUCAAAGUGUUUGCAUAGGCCACUGCCUCACUGCAAAAAUUGCACUCGUUAUUUAUGUCCACUUUGUAUUGUAAAAUGUUUUGGGGGAAAUUGCACAGCACCUGGACACUACAGUAAUCCACAGAACCUUUUUUUUAAAAUAGAAAGUACGAAGUGAGUGCGAGGAUGCUCUAUGAUGUUCAGUAGAGUUUUUCUUCUGUUGUUUUUAUUUUUCCGCCAUUUUGAGUAAACACAUAGCUUAAGUUUACAGUUAGUGACGUCCGUUGCCUCAGGUUUGUUAGUUGGAACCACAUCUAGAAAGUAGUGUUAUGUUUUCCACUCCUCAGUAUUUAUGAGUUCAGUAGUUUGUUUGCAGCAGGCCGGAUACAUCACAGGUCUAAGAGGCUACACAUUGGCCAGUCUUGUAAAGGGCUAACCACACUGUAGCACUGUUCAGGUGGAUAUUGUUACCGUUAAAUGUACAAACAGCUUCUAUAAAUAUAUAUUUUUUUUAAUUCAAAGUUUGCUAAGCAUGCUUCUACCCCAAAUGUUAUGCUUGCUGGUGGCUGCAGUGAUUCAUUCUGGGAGGACAUUACUGAGAGUUUUAAACAUUAUUAAAACAAUGAAAGAACAAAGUUACACAGAUGCAUUGUAGCCUGUAAAUAGUACAGCCAGCAAAGGAGGGGAAAUAUACUUUUUUUUUCCUCCUUAAAUCUCACCUGAACCAAAUCAUUUCAAGCACACACCAGUACCGUGACACCAUCUCAGAAUCAGGUGUAUCUCAUAUGUCUAAAAAGAUUGUGAAGACUCCGCUUGACAUUUUUCUUUUUAGCUUCUGCUUCGUUAAAAGUAAUGGUUGGUGAUAUUUCAAAGAGAAGAUUGAGCGCGUGAGAUGGUUGAAUCAUGUGAUUAUUUUGCUCAGUGAAUGUUUUCUUAUUAAGUAUUAUGAAAGGAAGAGUGAGUUUUGAGCUCUGUGAGCUCGUAGCACACUCUCACAUGGACUUAACAACCAAUCUGAUGGCAAUUAAAAGUUCAGUGAUAAUGUGUUUAUAUUCUUAAAACCACAAUCAUAUAAGAAGUACACCAACUUAAACAAAAUGGUAUUUUUUUUUUGACUAAAACACAAAUUCUUUAAAGCUGUAAAACGUUUGUUUACUGCAGUAAAACUGAAUUUUGAUCGGUGGAGAGAGACAAAAUAAAAUAGACUUAACUUCUUCCAUUAUGACUGUGAAUGUACCUCAAAUUUAAUUGGUCAAAAAUAUUAUUAUUAAUAAUAAUAAUAAUAAUAAUAAUAAUAAUAAUAAUAAUAUGUUGGAGCUUUCGAAGUUGGCAACAGAAAUCAAUGUAUUUGAGCUUAUUUUUUCAUACUUCUGUAAUAAAUUCAGCUCAUGUUUGACCGUGUCUCCACAGAAGUGUUGUGUUGCUGUCCUCUCACAUGAUGGUGGAAGAGCUUGUUCAAAUGACAGCUAUGAACAUCAAUUACAGAGACUGUUGCUACACUGAGUAUCCAGGGCAAAAAAAAAAAACCCUGGUGGAUUCACAAUAUGAGUGUUUCUUUACUGAUAACCAGAGACAAAAAAAGCUACAUUUCACUUUAUACAUGUAAUUUUCCUGUGGUUCAGUAAGCAACCAUAAUAAGGUGAAAUCGGAGUUUAGAAGAAGAGUAUCUUUUAUAAAUCCAACCAUAGGUACAAUGGUGUAAAAAGUCACAUUCCUCCUUCUGUUGCUGGGCUUUUUGCUGACUUACAGGACAGGAAUGCAUUGUGCUGGACUGGUUAAUUUUCCCACACUGGCCCCCCUCAUGUGCCUCUGAUUUUCAAUGUUGUUGAAGGUUACUAUUCACUGAUCAGACAGUGCAGUUUUUUCCCCCAUUUUCUUUAUUUUAGAAGAAUAAAGUAGGAUCGCAGAGAAGACAAAUGCUGAAAAUGUGCCAAACAUAUUUAUUUGUAAGAGAUCAAAUUGAUAACUGAUCACAUUAAUGUAAUGAUGUCAUUUCUAAGUUUGAAUGGUACAUGGGGAACAAAGGAAGUUCUUGUUUUUGUGAGGAAAACCAACACAGAAUGUAAGGGAACAAGUGGUACUGUUUUGGGACAGUCAAUAAAAGAAUCAAUGUGUGUCACCACCUCUA